GGUGGGAGAUUUGAGAAAAAGUCAUGGGAGAGUGUACUAUCUCAAGCUUCAUUUUGGGGUUUCUUGGACGAGAUGUGCGAAGCACUAGCUUUAAAUGCUAUUGAUGAUCAAGCAAUGGUCAAUGAGGUACUCAUUGGUAGUGGAAUCAGAUGGAAGAACACUAAACAUCCAUUAAAUAACCCUGGAAACAUAAUCGGCAUGACAACAGAUGGCCUAGUAGUGAGAGCACUAUCUGCAACAGAUUCCUGCCGAAUAACAUGUUCUAAAAGAAAGAAACAUUAUGUAUGGCACACUAGACGUAUGUCUGGAAAUAAAAACUGGUUGCUGAAAAAUGACUGGGAAAAGUUGUUGACUAAAGGGAAUAACAUAACAAUGCUAGUUAACCAGACUUUGUAUUUAAACUUAAAGCAGAAUUUGAACAGCAGUAUUAAUAUGACAGGUCUGAGUCUAAAUGACAUUAUCAAAUCGUAAUUUAAGCUCCAUCUGUCAAAUGCUACGAUUUUACAUUUUCGUUCGGUGGAUGGGACGCACAGUCUCAUCUGUCUGUUAUAUGGCCAGACAUGGACUCCGACAUUUACUAAACAAAUUGUUUCCAUAUAGAUGUUCAAAAAAUC
Messenger RNA from Owenia fusiformis, 614 nucleotides. NCBI's taxonomy places the organism in Eukaryota, Metazoa, Annelida, Polychaeta, Sabellida, Oweniidae. The record is from the annotation of a GenBank genome assembly.